This is a messenger RNA of Clupea harengus (Atlantic herring), 3399 nucleotides long. Its product is annotated as testis-expressed protein 264 homolog. Gene Ontology annotation, biological process: protein-DNA covalent cross-linking repair; reticulophagy. Gene Ontology annotation, cellular component: replication fork; endoplasmic reticulum membrane; autophagosome membrane. The record is from RefSeq and is a predicted model, not a curated record. NCBI's taxonomy places the organism in Eukaryota, Metazoa, Chordata, Actinopteri, Clupeiformes, Clupeidae.
GGUAUGCUGAUAUGAAAAGGUGUACAUGGUAUUGAGACAAGUGUGAAAAUGAUUGGAAAAACUGUAAACCCAAUGUAAAACAUUCACGUUGUGCAGCCCAUAUUAUUCUGAAGCAUGCAGAAUCUGAGCUAGCCAGCUGUAGCUAUCCUAGUUGACUAAUUAGCUACUGGGAACAUAAUGAAAGACUACCGUAUACAAUUUAUUUCUAUAGCCCAUUCAAAAAACAAUAGGAGUUGUACCAAAGUGCUUUCUAGUUGUGGUAAAUAGAUUGACAAUAAGAAUAAACAUGAAUUAAAGGAAAUAAAUGUUAAAACAUACAAACAAAUAACAGGAAUAGAAGUAGAAAGAAUAGAAGACAAAAUAACACAAAAUACAUUCUCGAACACACUAAAGAAAUACUGAAACACACUAAUUAAAUACUAAAACAUGAUACAUGAGUACAAUUAAUAAUGAAAAGACACAUACAAUGAACAAGAUAAGCAAGUAAAAAGUUAAUCAGAUGAUCUUACUGUUGUCAUUAUGUUAACCGGUACAAUAUUUAUGAAUUAUGGUAUUAAAAAAAUGUCAGGUCUUGGGUCUGUACAUUAUGUUGGUUGUGUGUACGAUCAGUGAGAUUAAAAUUAUUACCAAUUAAUAAGAGUACUGGGAAUCAGUACAUUUAUCAUAUUUGCCAUUGCUCUUAUUAUGGAAAAGUAAGCACCCGGAAGUGAAAAUCACUGAACUCAAGAACGCUCCUUACAGCUGGAAGAAAAGUAUUGUUUGAAUGCACUUAGUUGGACCGCAGCGACUCGGUCUAUCAAAGAGAGCAAAUGUUUCUACCAGACCACAGAAAAAUACAUCGCUGAUGGUUUUGCACCCUCCUCCAAGUCCAAGUCAUCACGUUUUUAUACGAUACUUAUAGGUUAUUUAGUCAGUCAUGUGGCUAAAAACCACUAGCUUGCCAGCAACUCUGCGAGCACCUAGCAGUUAGCAGAUAGGUAUUUUAAUUAGCUAUCGUUAACUGACAUCUGACGUUAACGUUGGCUAAUUCGUCUGGUUUUACUGAGAUUGAGGUUAGUAGAGCAAGCCGCGGUUGUUCCUUAAUGUUAUCCCCAGAGUUAGUUGCCACUGUUAGACAUGUCUGGUUGGCAGAUCCUUGGAGUUGUCACUGUGUUAGUAUUAAGUGUGCUGUUGAUGGUCGUUGGGUACGUAGUGUACUCGGGCCUCUUCUCCAAAAUUAUCAUCCUGACUGGGUCGCCUCCAAUGAGAAAUAUCACAUUUGCCUACAAGUUUAGGCAAGGACCAUACAAAGACUGUGGAGUGCUCUUUACAGAGAGUAGUAAACUUGGUCCGAAGCUCUCCACCAUUGGGGUUUUCUACGAUGAUCCAAAAAAGGUGCCUGGGCCACUGUGUCGCUAUGCGGUGGGCAGCAUCUUGACUGAGGCGGGAAGCGCCCCCUGUGCGGAGACGCAGCUUCGCUACCAGGAGGCGGGCUUCCGUCUCUUCUCCUUCCCAGAGGUCACGCACGCUGUGUGUGCCAGCUUCCCUCACCGCACCCCCCUCUCAGUCUUCCUGGGGGUGCAGCGGGUCUACCCUCAGCUGGACACCUACAUUAAGAAGCGGCAGCUGUGUGCCCACCCAUUCCUGGAGGUGUACAGCGGGCAGCUGAUCCACUAUAUGAGCCCACUGGCGCGCCAGGACGGGUUCUAUGUGCCCGAGGUGCGGGAGGCAGAGCUCAGAAGAGCAGGAGAACAGGAUGAGGAAGAGGAUGAAGAUGAUGGGGCAACCAUUGUCUCAGGUACAGGAUCCUAUAGCCAGUGCAGCUCUGUGAGUGGUCGACUCCGCCCACACAGCCAGUGCAGCUCUGUGAGCGCUCAACUCCGCCCACACAGCCAGUGCAGCUCUGUGAGUGGUCGACAGCACUCCCACAGCCCGUGCAGCUCUGUGAGUGGUCGACAGCGCUCCGACAGCCAGUGCAGCUCUGUGAGUGCUCGACAGCGCUCCCACACCCCGUGCAAGUCUGUGAUUGGCCAGCACCACUCUCACAGCCCGUGCAAGUCUGUGAUUGGCCAGCAAAACUCCCACGGCCACAGGUGCAGCCUCACCCCCUGCUCUACUCCCUGUUCCCUCCCAUUGGAGGGCCGCGGGGAUGCAGCAGAGGACAGGACUGAGAGGACCCGUAGAUCUUCCCCCUCCCCACUCAAAGGGCUGGACUUAGAGCUGAAGGUCCACGCCCGCUCCUCCUGCCAAAAAGAGCUGGUCCAGGAACGAGGGAUGGCCACUGAGGGAGAGGAAUGAGAGGAGGAUGGAGAGACAUGAUGCUGGCUGGAGAGAAGGGAGCCCAUGUUACAAGUGCCUUGUUUUUGUGUGCAACUGACUUAGUGUACCGUCAAAAAAAAAAAACAGAUUUCAUUGUUAAAUACCACUUGCUAGAUGUGGCCUUAUCCUUCGAUUGGGUAGCAGUAACCCAUAACACUUGUCAACUCAAAAAAAAGAAUGGGAUUUCAGUUUAGCCACUACCUGCUAUUCAGUGCUAAUUUGAUUUAGCUGUGACAUCAUAUGUUUUAACACUAACCUCAGUUACGGUGAUGGAGCUGUACAUUGAAAAUGCAUGAUUUGAUUUUAGAAGGUGCUAAGGACCCAAACGUUGGUUUGGGGUUACAUUCCACUCUAUAGAUCUGCAUCAAUCAUAAGACUCCAAAUACUUCACUGUUCCUACUGUUGUAAGACUCACUGUUGUCAACAUUAUUAUUAUUAUUGUAAGCCGGAAGAAGAAGAAACAGGGACACUUUAGUGCCUAUUUAGAUACCAAUAAAACAGCCCUCCAAACAGAAAGCCCAGGUGUGAAUGCCCAGGUGUGAAUGCCCAGGUGUGAAUGCACAGGUGAAUACCAUUUACAUCGUAAAGUUCUGGCUCAUACUUGAAUGAAUGUUGAUGGAACGACAAUAAGAAUCUGGAAUUUUUGUUCAGGAUCGAAAGCAAAGCCAUUCUUAUCCAUUUAGGCUGCUGUUAAGAGAACGUUAUUUAGUGUUACAAACUAGUAAUAUUACACACACCUUAUGUGAGUGUGUAUUUAUAUGAUGGGAUUAGGUCCUUUUUUUAUCUAUACUGUUAUGGUUUUGUCAGAUAUUUUGAAUGUUUAAUUCUGUUAUUAUUAGUGUGUACGUAGACAUUGUUUUAUAUUCAUUCAGUUUUUUAUUAAUUCUUCUCCUUCAGGGUUGGAAACUAUAAACCUGUAAAUCUCUGCUUGUAGAAUGGUACACCACCAGAAUUCGAUAUGACUUGAAAUAAUAAUCUGUGAUCAAUAUUUCACACACAACCUCAAACUUCAGUUGAUGGCCAGGUCCGUCAUCUGAUAUAUAAUUUACUGAUCUGUGAAUUCUUUCAAGACACUGGAUAUUAAAUAUUAUUCUUUUAUUA